CACACGCCCCCCCACCCCCGGCCGACCUUUGUGGAUUGUGUUGGUUGUUGUUUUAAAGUUUAAAGCCGAAGCCGAUGAGGAAGCGGGUUCCCUGGAUCAGCGGCGAGUGAAGUGCUUAAUCAUGACGACAAAGCGUAAUUUGUUUGGAAGGCUGGUGCCAUGUCGCUGUCUAAGGGGAGAAGAAGAAGCUGUCACUGUCUUGGACUAUUCUCACUGCAGUUUGGAACAAGUGCCCAAAGAGAUCUUCCCCUUUGAUAAGACCUUGGAGGAACUUUAUUUAGAUGCUAACCAGAUUGAAGAGCUUCCAAAGCAACUGUUCAAUUGCCAGUCUCUGCACAAGCUAAGCAUGCCAGAUAAUGAUCUAACUGUGUUGCCAGCAUCCAUUGCAAAUCUCAUCAAUCUCAGGGAAUUGGAUGUCAGCAAGAACGGGAUUCAAGAAUUUCCAGAAAAUAUCAAAAACUGCAAGGUCCUAUCUGUUGUUGAGGCCAGUGUAAACCCUAUUUCAAAGCUUCCUGAUGGCUUCACACAGUUACUGAACCUGACUCAACUUUACCUAAAUGAUGCCUUUUUGGAGUUUUUGCCAGCAAACUUUGGAAGAUUGACCAAAUUGCAGAUAUUGGAACUACGAGAAAAUCAACUAAAGAUGUUGCCAAAAACCAUGAGCAGGCUCACCCAGUUGGAGAGAUUAGAUUUGGGAAGUAAUGAGUUCACAGAAGUGCCUGAAGUAUUAGAACAACUGACGGGACUGAAAGAGUUUUGGAUGGAUGGCAAUAGACUUGCAAUGCUUCCAGGGUUUAUUGGCAAAUUAAAGCAGUUGACCUACUUGGAUGUUUCCAAAAACAAUGUGGAAAUGGUUGACGAUGCCAUAUCAGGUUGUGAGAACCUCCAGGACUUGUUGCUAUCUAGCAAUGUGCUCCAACAGCUACCUGAAUCCAUUGGUUCUCUUAAGAAGCUAACUGCGCUCAAGGUGGAUGAAAAUCAACUAAUAAAUUUGCCAGAUUCAGUAGGAGGGCUUUCAUGUUUAGAAGAAUUUGAUUGCAGUUUUAAUGAAAUUGAAGCUCUACCUUCUACAAUUGGGCAAUUACAAAAUCAAAGAACAUUUGCAGCAGACCAUAACUUCAUAACAGAACUUCCUUCAGAGAUUGGUAACUGGAAGAAUGUGACUGUCCUGUUCCUUCAUUCCAACAAAUUGGAGUACUUGCCUGAAGAAAUGGGAGAAAUGCAGAAACUGAAAGUCAUUAAUCUCAGUGACAACCGGUUAAAGAAUCUGCCAUUUGGCUUCACAAAACUGCAAGAACUAACAGCGAUGUGGCUGUCUGAAAACCAGUCUAAACCACUUAUUCCUCUUCAGAAAGAGGUGGAUCCAGAUACGCAGAAACAAGUGCUCACAAACUACAUGUUCCCGCAGCAACCUAGGACAGAAGAUGUGUUGUUUAUCUCGGAUAAUGAAAGUUUCAAUCCUUCGCUGUGGGAAGAACAAAGGAAGCAGCGUGCUCAAGUGGCUUUUGAAUGUGAUGAGGACAAGGAUGAAAGAGAGGCACCACCAAGGGAAGGUAACUUGAAAAGGUAUCCAACACCAUAUCCUGAUGAGCUCAAAAACAUGGUUAAAACUGCUCAGAGUGUGGUACAUAGAUUAAAAGAUGAUGGAACAUCAGAUGAUUCUGGAACUGAAAUGAAGCAGAAUGAUGACCGAUCAGUCACAACGAAAAAUUCUGGUGUAGAGGUAACAGACUGUACUAUAGAAUGCAUUAAAUCAUCAGAAAAUGUUGAAUUGAAUAUGGUGGAAAACUGCACCAAGCAAAACAUUGAGGAAGACCUGAGUGACAAUGUGGAAAAUACCCAAAAAAAUGCAGUUGUGGAUGAUGCUGAGGAUAUAAGCACUGCUGCCAACGAUGAAGAUGCACUUGAGGAUACUGAAAACACUUCUUCAGACGAAGAGAUGAAGAUGGCAGAAUUAAGGCCACCCUUGAUUAAGAUACCAAUCACUCAACCAAAAGUUGUUGCACUGAGUAAAGAGAAAAGAGAUGAUGCCGAUUCCUUAUUUGAGGAGCUAAUUCCAAACAGUAAUCAGAACAACAGUAAUUGCUCGUCGCCAUCCAGGAUAUCGGAUACAGUUUCCUUCAACACAGGAAGUAGCCAGGAGACCUUGCAGUCAACCCCCGACAAAGAUGCUAAAACUGCCAUUCCACUUCUUAAAAGGAACAAUCGAGGUGAUCUUCGUGAAACAUCUCCACUGCUUCAAAACGGAACAAGAUCUAGCACACCACUUCAGGCCAUUGUGAAAACUCAUGAGAUUGAUUCAUCUAUUGAUUCUCCUGCAGGGAACAAAGAAGCCAUUAAAUUGUCUGAAUUUGAAUUCAAUGUUGAGGAGAAACUAGGUCUCCUGGAGAAGGAGAUUGAUUUGAAUAGUAAUACACAGCAAUACCAGAAAUUAUUCAAGGUUGGUGUGAAUAAGAAUGAGCUUGCCACAGAGGAUGUGGUUCAGAAAUUAGAUGCAGGAACUAAAUGUGAAAGUAGUGUUGAUGGAGGGAUGAAUAUAUUUGAACAAUCAUCAGAAAAUAUUUUGAAAGGUAAUCCAAAAGAAAUCACAGAGCGUUUAAAGAAUGGAAAUGAAGUACCUAAUGAUUUGCCACAAAAUCAAAUAAAUGGACGGCUGGAGGAAAUUAAACAAUAUCAAUUCCACUCUGAAGCAGAACAACAAAAUUUACCUGGUACAUUUUCAAAUGUUGAUGCUGCUAUCUCUAGGAGCACUGAAGAGCUGUCUCCACAUCGGGAGUGUUCUCAAGGACCAGUUGUCAAAUCUCUCAGUAUAACACACAUUGAAACAGGGGGGUUAAAACUUUAUGAUAUCAAUGACAAUGGACCUCAUGAGCAAAAUUUAAUAGUAAGGGCGCCACCUAUAGCUGGACAGGGACAAAAUAUAAUCCGCAGUAAGUCUGCCAGUCUUCUGAGUGACCAGUCGUUACAACCAUUUACUGGAAAUUCUGCGUCAUCGUCAGAUCUUAUUUCAUGCAAAAAGGCAGUGUACACAUUUGAUCAAAACUUCAACCCUCAAGGCAUCACUUUAAAGAAAGGAGCUAUCGCUGUUGCACAGAUGCCUCCAGUACCUCAGUACAAUGUCCAGUACAGCAGCAGUGGAAUAACCAAAGAGAAUGUGUGGCCACAGAGGCAAGCGUUUCAAACAGAUCAAGGUAAUAUAGGAUCCCAUCACCUUCAGAGGUCUGAGACACUUGACAAUGCCAAUUACGUAAAGCAUUCUGCAAACAUGAACUUCUCUAAUCGCAAUAAUGCCCAAUCCAACAUGACUUACAAUAUGCAGCCAAGGGUUGGAACUCGACAAGUGGAAAUGUGGGGUUGCCCUCCAGGUGAGAGAUUGAUUCAGGCCAGUCAGAGGUCCACCUUGCAGAGACAGAGCAGUGUUUCAUCUACUUCCUCUGUUACUCUUCCUGAAGCCCACCACUGUAGGCGAGUUCCAGUACCAGAGGCAGACUAUAUGACUUACAGGGAUUUACAUACACUUGGAAGAGGGCCCCAGGUAGUUCAGGGCUCACAAAGACCUCUAUCUGCAAGGACUUACAGUGUUGAUGGUCCAUCUGCAUCUAGGCCUCAUAGUGCACGGCCACAUGUAACUGAAGUUCCAGAGAGAACAAUGUCUAUCAGCGAUUUCAAUUACUCACGGACUAGUCCAACUAAAAGACCCAAUGUGAGGGUGAAAUCUGAGCAUUCACUUCUGGAUGCACAGGGGGCCAACAAGGUGCCACCUGAUUGGAGGGAGCAGGUGUUACGUCACAUUGAAGCCAAAAAGUUAGAAAAGAGCAUGCUGUCUAGAUCGUUUAAUUUCAAUUAUGCUGCUUUUAGCAGCAUGCACUCUGGAAGCUGUAGGGAACUGCACGACAGCCAGGGCAACGUUGCCUUGAGUGUUGCAGACGGAAGGAAUUCCGGAGUGCACAUGUUCCGUUAUCCAUCACAAGGUAACAGUAUCGGGGACCCAAAUCAAGAUGAUGUCUUCAGUGUUGGACAGCAGAAUUACUCAUCUGCUACACAUGUUAUGAAGGAUAUUCCACCAGACAGCAUGAGAAAAGUGCCUUUGACAAAUGGCCAGAUGUACCAAUCUUCAAGAGUUCCGAUAAAUUGCAACCAACCACAUCACACAAUGUCCCAAGCAACUGUUGGGAGACAUCCUUCGAGGGAGCAGCUGAUUGAUUUUUUAAUGCUAAAAGUAUCGCAUCAACCUCCUUACUGUCCAACACAAGGUGCAUCAACAAGCCAUCUGAUGAGACAAGGCCGUGAUAUUGUACAGCAUGAGAUGCAUGUUAGAAUAGAUAAGAAUCCUGAGCUGGGUUUCAGUAUAUCUGGAGGUAUUGGAGGUCGAGGGAACCCUUUCAGACCUGAUGAUAAUGGUAUAUUUGUAACUAGAGUUCAACCAGAAGGGCCAGCUUCAAAACUGUUGCAUCCUGGAGAUAAAAUAGUUCAGGCUAAUGGAUACAAUUUCGUCAAUAUUGAGCAUGGACAAGCAGUGUCACUAUUAAAAACCUUCCAGAAUGCAGUGGACUUAAUUAUCCUGAGGGAAGUUGCAUCCUAAUGAUGUGAAUCAUGGACAAAAAGAAGAAAUCAACCAUUGUGACCAGUUUUUUUUAAAUAAGUAAUUCCAUAGCAAAAAAUGCAGCUGAUAUCACUUUUUACUGGGAGUUGGGAGAGGGAUCAAUGGACUGAUAAAAUGGUCAAAUGAGUUUAGGCUGUAAUGUAUUGGCAAUGGUAGAGCUUUGGUAUAAGGGGCACAACCACUCUAUAAUGGUAGGGGUGUGGAUACAGGGACUGAAAUAGGUAAUGGAAGCAAAUAUUGCAGGGUGAGGAAUUAAUAUAGUAAACAUCAAAAUCACUCUUAAUAUGAACAAACCUGUGUGCUUUUCUGUACAGAGUUUAGGUUUUAUUUUUGGAUAAUCUUAUACAUUACUAAAUAAAUUGUACAAGGCUUAUGUAGUGAGCCUGAUUUUAGCUCAUGGACAGGUGGCAGGGCUAUCUGGUCCAUAGAAGUAUGCCUUUAUUUUUAAUCACCUUUGUAUAAUUGUUAAACGCUGAAACCUCUGGGUAUGAUAUACAGGAGCUGGAAAAUGGAUGUGUGUGCAUUGUUUAGACGAAUGGGUAGGUGAGUGGCUUGAGCAUAUACAAUAAAGUGACCUUGCUGGGAGUCGAUGGUAAAACUGAAUAUGGGGCUAGGUUACCAAAGUAAAUGUAUGAUAGUGUGGUUUAAUGAUGGAGAAGUCAUUAUUCAAAGUUGGAUUGGGAAAGGAAGAGCAAAUGAAACCUGUCUGUCUGAGAUGGUCUGUUACUAUAAGAGUGUUCUGAAAUGUGAAGUGGAUUCUUAAAGAACAAGGUUUCUUAGUGUUUUUACAAAGAACGAGGAUUGUGGUUAUGCUGCCUAUUACUGUACGAGAAUGUUAUUUUAUUACACUGUUAUCAUUUCUAGUACAUUUGGCCAACAUUUUAAAAAAAACCUUUCUAUCUUUACUAAAAAUGGGUAUAAUUAACAAUACUGAUGUAUACUGGUCACUCUUGUGUAUCACAGUGGAAGUGCCAUAGGAGACCGAGAAUUAAGUUUUUAAUACAGAUUCAAACUGUGCAAAGAAGCAAUACUGUAUGUAUAUUUAGAAGAAAAUAUCUGGGGUUUUAUGAAUUUAGUAAUAUUGCUUACCUUUUAAAAUCUCAAUUCCCUGUAAAAUUUCUAUACCAACAUAAGCAUUAAAUCAGUUCAUUUAUUUUAUAAAAUGUUCAGUCUAAGAAUUAUUUGAACAAAACCCUUUAAAUGCUCCCAUGAUGGUGCUAAAAGGCUAUUUUCCUCACAUUGGAACCAAAUUUAUCGACAAAGUUGCUCCAAGGGUUUAGCAGAAAUAAUUGUGUACAUAAGCAAAAACAAAACCCUGCUUGGGUAUUUUCUGUAUGUUGCAGCAGCUCAUGGCUUCAUGUCUCUUGAUCACUGGUAUUUUGUAGCAGCAUUCCCAUUAAGGUAAAUUGUAUAAAAGUUUGUUGUGCGUUGAAAACUUCAAAGGUUUUCUUUUUUUUAAGUUUGAUGCAAGGUCACAAGCUGCGUUGAUUGCUAACUUUCUAUUUUAAAAGAUUUUUACCCACGGUUAAAGGCAUGGUUUUUAAAAUCGUGGAAACAGUUUUUAAAAAGUAAGAAACUAUUUUACCUAAUGGGGAAUAAUACUGUUCAGCUGCGUGGUAAUACUGUAACAGAACUUAUACAGAAAGAGUAAAUUAUAUUUCAAUGAAAUAGCCUAUUGGUAAGAAUUGAAGUUUGUAAAAUGUUUCAAGCUAGAAUUGCCUUUCAUGAACUUGGUGAUCAUAAAAGUACCACUGUUUGAAAUCUUUGCAUUGUGUAUGCACUGUCAAAUUAUAUUUUGGUGGGUCAAAAAGAGCUAAUUAAUUUCACAUUUACUUCAGGAAUUUUCAAUUCCUGGAUGCAGUAAUGACCUGAUACAUCUGGAAUUGUUUGAUUUUCAUGUAACCUGGAGCAACAAUUUUGAAGCCAAAUUUCGACCAAUAUCAGCAAGUCCAUUGAUUGGACUGGAUCAAAGCAGUGGAUGAGAUGCCAGCUACUUGUCAAAAGUAAAACAAAGUCUCGCCUGUCUUUAGUAAGCCAUAUCCUGCAGCAUUUCUGACUUUGCAGGAAGAUGGUUGAUUUUAAAGUCAUUAGUUUCUGUUUCAUUUCUAUCUUGUUUUACAUAAAGCUUUUUAAAAAAAACUAUUUUUUUGUGUGAUAACCGGUUUACGAAGUCGGUGUUUGAUUAUAAGGUCAGUAGCAUUUUAGGUAACUGUUGGAUCUCUGUUGAUGACCAAUACAUGAAAGGUGUAAUUCAGCUGCGUAUGUAAACCAGAAAUAAAUUGAAAAGUCUUAAACAUUCCCUCAUAUUUAUUAUGUAACUUAUUUAUUUAGAUGGUUUCUUUUGGACUGGAUUUUUCUAAAGUUUGUAUAUAGUUGAAUGCGUCCUUGAUUAUAACAAAUUUAAAAUGAACCAGCAGUAGCCACUGUACGUAACCUGGUCCCCACAGUAACACUGUAUUCCUGAUUAUAUUUUGAACCAUUGCCUUUUUAUUGAGCAAGUCUGAAAUGAUAUUUGAAAAGAGCUGCAUUUGUUCAACAUUCCACAUUUUGUAUAUAACUAGAUGGUUUCUGACAUAAUCUAUGGUAAUUAGGGUAAACUAAUGCUCUUCGCAGUCUGAUUUACUUUGUACAGUUUUAGUUUUAAUGAAGGCAGUCUGUUGUAUAUGAAAUCUUAAACAGUCAGUCAAAAUCGCUGUGUCCCACUGACAACUGAAACUGAUUUAUAAAUCCACUCAAUUUACAAAAAUGCAAAUUGCUUCUAUAUGUUCCUAUUGUGGUUUAUUAAAAAAAUUCCAAUCACUUA
This is a messenger RNA of Carcharodon carcharias (great white shark), 7406 nucleotides long. RefSeq names its product erbb2 interacting protein (gene erbin). Gene Ontology annotation, molecular function: protein binding. The record is from RefSeq and is a predicted model, not a curated record. Gene Ontology annotation, cellular component: postsynaptic density; postsynaptic membrane; adherens junction. Lineage: Eukaryota; Metazoa; Chordata; Chondrichthyes; Lamniformes; Lamnidae. Gene Ontology annotation, biological process: neurotransmitter receptor transport postsynaptic membrane to endosome; neurotransmitter receptor transport, endosome to postsynaptic membrane. The coding region runs from base 122 to 4582 and encodes 1486 amino acids. The transcript is spliced from 26 exons.